AUAAAGUACUCAAGAGUGUUAAAAACCAGUUCUUUUAAAUACAAGAAACGGAGAUACACAGAGGGAGUUCCGAAUGCAGAAAAAACCACUCAAGAGCGAAUAUACAACUGUGCCUAAAAGAUGCCUUAGUAAAGAGAAAUAAACGCCGGUUGAAGUUCAUUCAACUGAAGAAUGAAAUGAAAAGAGAGACUUCUACGGUAAACCAUGACCACUUAACCCGCGAUAACGAUAACACAAAGUAUCUCAAGGUUGCAACUGCAUUUGCGAUUAUCAAAUAUACAUAUAUAAUGUAUUUCUCUUUAUCAGCCAAAGAGCGUAUUUCAACCACAACCGCAAAAACAAACUCAAACUCGAGCUAAUCGCUGCAUAAAUUGCCUUUCGAAUUGAACAAUUGAACAGUCUCAGUUCGCAGCUCAAAUUGGAAAUAAGCGGCGUAGCCAAAACUCUUCCAAAAAAGCAAGUGUGAGCCAUAAAAAUAAUAUAUAUUAUUAAUAUUAACAAACCAGCUGUUUGCAUUCGCGUGCUUUGAAGUCAAAAAAUGAGAUUGGUCAUCUUGGAAACUAGCGAUUCGGUUGGCAAGUGGGCGGCCAAAUAUGUGAUGAAACGGAUCAACGACUUUCAGCCAACAGCCGACAAAUACUUUGUCUUGGGCCUGCCCACUGGCUCUACUCCCCUGGGAAUGUACAAAGAACUGAUUGAGUUCCACAAACAAGGAAAGGUAUCCUUUCAAUAUGUGAAAACCUUUAACAUGGAUGAAUAUGUCGGCCUUCCCAGAGAUCACCACGAGAGCUACCACUUCUUCAUGUGGAACAACUUCUUCAAGCACAUCGAUAUCGAGCCCAAGAAUGUGCACAUUUUGGAUGGCAAUGCAGCAGAUCUGGUGGCGGAGUGCAAUAAGUUUGAGGAUCAAAUCCGCGAGGCUGGAGGCGUGGAGCUGUUCAUCGGCGGCAUUGGACCCGAUGGACAUAUUGCAUUUAAUGAACCAGGAUCCUCGCUGGUUUCCAGAACUCGGGUCAAAACUCUAGCACAGGAUACACUGGAAGCGAAUGCUCGUUUCUUUGAGAAUGAUAUGAGCAAGGUGCCCAAACAGGCUUUAACUGUGGGUGUUGGUACCGUGAUGGACUCCAAAGAGGUGAUGAUCCUUAUAACGGGAGCCCACAAGGCGUUUGCCCUGUACAAAGCCAUCGAGGAGGGUGUGAACCACAUGUGGACCGUUAGUGCCUUCCAGCAGCAUGCCAAUACCCUGAUGAUAUGCGAUGAGGAUGCCACUUUGGAGUUGAGAGUUAAGACAGUGAAAUACUUUAAGGGCAUUCUCAGAGAUCUAGACGAAGGCUCCCAACAGGAAGGGCUACAAAAACUGAAAUUGCGUAAAAGCCUAAUGGACGUUCAUUCCAAGCUGAUAGAGCAACAGAAGACGACGUAACCUCAGAGGAUCAUAAAAAUAAAUGUAGAUCUUGAUAGCAUCAAACCCUGCAGUAUAGUUUUUCAAAUUAAAAUCAAACGAAUUUUUAUACAAUAAAAGUGUAUUUUAAAUGUAA
This is a messenger RNA of Drosophila eugracilis, 1538 nucleotides long. RefSeq names its product glucosamine-6-phosphate isomerase (gene Oscillin). Gene Ontology annotation, biological process: N-acetylglucosamine catabolic process; N-acetylneuraminate catabolic process; carbohydrate metabolic process. The record is from RefSeq and is a predicted model, not a curated record. Gene Ontology annotation, cellular component: cytoplasm. Lineage: Eukaryota; Metazoa; Arthropoda; Insecta; Diptera; Drosophilidae. Gene Ontology annotation, molecular function: glucosamine-6-phosphate deaminase activity; identical protein binding.